UUGCUCACCCUGCCCGUGGCCUUGCCAGUGGGUCAGCUGCUGGAGCUGGCAGCGCGACCCGGGCGGCUGCGCGAGCGCGUGCUGGAGCUGGCACGAGGUGGCGGCGAUCCCUACAGCGACCUCAGCAAGGGCGUGCUGCGCUACCGCACGGUGGAGGAGGUGCUCACUCCGCUGGAGGACUGCUUCAUGCUGGACGCCAGCACCGUGCUGGACUUCGGCGUCCUGGCCAGCAUCAUGCAGAGCGGCCACACGCGCAUCCCCGUGUACGAGGAGGAGCGCUCCAAUAUCGUGGACAUGCUCUACCUCAAGGACUUGGCCUUCGUGGACCCCGAGGACUGCACGCCGCUCAGCACCAUCACCCGCUUCUACAACCACCCGCUCCACUUUGUCUUCAACGACACCAAGCUGGACGCCGUGUUGGAGGAGUUCAAGCGAGGGAAGUCCCACCUGGCCAUCGUGCAGAAGGUGAACAACGAGGGGGAAGGGGACCCCUUCUACGAGGUCCUGGGCCUGGUCACCCUGGAAGACGUCAUUGAGGAGAUCAUCAAGUCCGAGAUCCUGGACGAGUCCGAGGACUACCGAGACACCAUGGUGAGGAAGAAGCCUGCUGCUCUCAGUGUCCCUCUCAGGCGGAAAGAGGAAUUCUCCUUGUUCAAGGUGUCUGACAAUGAGUAUAAAGUGAAAAUCUCGCCUCAGCUGCUCUUGGCCACCCAACGCUUCCUUUCCCGAGAGGUGGAUGUGUUCAGCCCAUUGCGAAUCUCCGAGAAGGUCCUGUUGCACCUGCUGAGGCACCCCAGCGUCAACCAGGAGGUGAGGUUUGACCAGAGCAACCGCCUGGCUGCACACCAUUACCUGUACCAGCGCAGCCGGCCGGUGGAUUACUUCAUCCUCAUCCUGCAGGGCAGGGUUGAGGUGGAGAUCGGGAAGGAGGGCCUGAAGUUCGAGAACGGGGCGUUCACCUACUAUGGCUUGUCUGCCCUGACAGCCCCAUCCUCGGUUCACCAGUCCCCCGUGUCCUCGCUCCAGUCCCUCUGCCAUGACCCGCAGCCCGAGCCAGCUGACGGCACCCGCCUCUCCACGUAUUGUCCUGACUACACCGUGCGGGCCCUCUCUGACCUGCAGUUCAUCAAGGUCACGCGGCUACAGUACCUCAAUGCACUCCUGGCCAGCCGAGCCCAGAACCUCCCACCGUCCCCUGAGAGCUUGGACCUCCAGGUCGUCCCAGGCAGCCAGACCCGGCUCCUCGGUGACAGGACGGCCACAGCAGCAGGGUCCAACCACGGUGGGCCCAGCCUCCCAGCGGAGGAGAGCCCUGGGCGGAACCCAGGAGUGUAACUGCUUGCCAGGCAGCCCAGGCCUGGGAGCGGGCAAGCACGUGGGGAAGCAGAGAGCCCAGCCGCCCUCACCCCCUCGGCCACGUUUUAGAGGCCUAGGCGCAGGGCCGGAGCCCCUGCAGGCUGCCCCUCUAGAAAUGGGGUUGGCGGCACCGCCCUCCAGGCCUGCUUCUGAAGGGAUGGAAGGAAGGACACCGUGUCUCCGUGGCCAGGCCCAGCCUCCUCUGAGACGACCACGCCAUGAUGUGAGUGCGCGAUCGCGGCCUUCCCGUGGCCGCGGCCUGUACUCGCUUUGCUUCUCUGUCAACCGGCUGCUGCUGGCAGCACUUUCUGAGCAACAAGAGCACCAGUGUCGGCUGGGGGUACAAACCCAUGGCCUUGUCAUGGCGAACUUGGCGGCUUCCCGACAGUGCCACGUCUCGGCACGCCCCAGCCUGUCCUUUGUGCCAAGCCUGGGAGCACCGUUCCUCACAAGUCGGUGCCACUAGUCCUGCCCCUCCCGUGGAGGUGGCUGGCUGACCCGGCGGAGCCCUGAGCAAGUCGCUGGCCCCGCGACAGGAUGGCGGGGCCUGCGCCUCCCGCCACUCAUCUGCCUGGGGGACGAAGAGCCUGGCCACGGAGUAGCUUCCUGCCAGCCGUCCUCACCCCCCCAGGCCACAUUCUGUGUUGUAACGAGAGGUCGUGUGUGAGAGGAAGGGCUCUGCUGUGCCCCAUCCUUUCUUCAUGGUCAGAUCCCAGGAAGAGGAACCAACUACCAGACCGAUUUCACGCCUUCCUCCUGGGCUUCCGGUGGGUGGGCGGGCUGUGGGGCUGGGAGUGCGUGGAGAGCCGUGAGGGAGGGAGGGUUGGAUAAGGGCCAGGUGGAUCCCUGCCACCUUUCUUUUAAAAAACAUGAGGUUUCUGUCUCUGAAACAUUUCAAGCUUUUGCCUGUUUCCUGUCCCUCGCUAUGGGUUCUAGAGAAUCGGGAGCAACAAGAUUCUCUCUUGGUUGUUUGUCUUUUCCUUCCUGUUUAUUUACCGUCCACGGUUCAGCUGCGCGGAAGCAGGCAGCACAGGGGCCUAGGGUCUUAGAGCGGGAGGGCACGGAGGGUUUCUGGAGCCUUUCUCAGAGGAAUCUGGCCGAGAGGCUCCUUAUAAGGUCAGAGGGUGGCCUGCUUGCCGAGAAGCUGUUCUCUAGGAAUUCACCCCCAGAGCAGAGUCCGGGUGGGAAACGGCCGGUCAGGCCGUAAUUCUGUGUCUAUAAUGCCGACGGGGUGCCUGGGGGUGAGCUUGCUGGUAUCAGUCUGCCUGUGCAAGUUGCAGAACCUGCUGACGACAUUGAGGACUGAACUGUACAGUCACCUCUCUCCAGAACAGGGUUCCCCACCUGGGCUGCAGUUAGAAUCACCCGGCAAAUUAAACAAACCGAGGCUGUAAUGGGGCUGAUGUCAGGAUUUUAGUUUUGAAAUAACUUUAGAUUCACAGUAGAGGUCCACGUACCCUUCAUCUGGCUUCCCCUCAUGUUAACGUCUUACAUCACCUCAGUACCUUUAUCAAAACUAAAAGUUAACACUGGUACAGAAAUAACUAAAUCAGUUUUUCUAAUGUCCUUUCUCAGUUGCAGGAUCCAUUCCAGGGUACCAAUUUAGAGCUGUUACUUAUUUUCUACCUAUUUGUUUUGAAAUUACAGAUUCAUAGGAAUUUGCAAAGAUAGAGGUACCCUUCACCCUGCUUUCCUCCGUGGCUACAUCUUAGUUAUAAUACAGUAUCUAACCAGGAAUGGACACUGGGCAGUGAGGAUGGUUUGUUAUAUAUCAUCUCAUGUGUAGCUUUGUGUGACCGCCGCUACAGUCUGCACACAACUGUCCCAUUGCCAUCAGCAUCUCCCUCUAACUACCCUUUUAGAGCCACACUCCUCCCCCCCCGCCCCCCCAGCCGCCAUCCCUAAUCCCUGGCAACCCCUGAUCUGUUUGUCAUCUCCAGUUUUGUCAUUUCAAGAAUGUAUAAAUGGGUUGAAAAAUCUGUAACUGUUGGGAUUGGGCUUUCUCAGCAUAUACUCUGGUAUUCAUCCAGGUGGCUGUGGGGCCCACAGUUCGUCCCCUCGGGUGGUUGCGUGGUUUCCGUGGUGUGCUCGUUCUAGUUACGGACAUGGGGGUGGUUUCCAGUUUUUGGCUAUCCCGAAUAAAGCUGCUAUAACAUUCAUCACA
This is a messenger RNA of Myotis davidii, 3520 nucleotides long. It is a transcript of the gene CNNM3, whose product is annotated as cyclin and CBS domain divalent metal cation transport mediator 3. NCBI's taxonomy places the organism in Eukaryota, Metazoa, Chordata, Mammalia, Chiroptera, Vespertilionidae. Gene Ontology annotation, molecular function: transmembrane transporter activity. Gene Ontology annotation, cellular component: plasma membrane. The transcript is spliced from 8 exons. The annotation marks the transcript as partial. Gene Ontology annotation, biological process: magnesium ion homeostasis; transport. The record is from RefSeq and is a predicted model, not a curated record.